UGGACACAUUCAUCAUUCAUUAGCAACGUUGUGGCGUCUCUAUAACAACGUCACAACGCGCUACUUUGCUUGGACGGCAAACGGAAAGUCCAAGAUGGAGAGGAUGAAGAAUGGGACAGCACAGGAGACAAAGUGCAACAAGGGACUGUGGGACUGUCCACGAUUUAAAUACAGCAAGGAGACUCAGGAAUUAUUACAAGUGAUGAUGCAAGAAUCACGGCUCACCACCUUUCAGCAGCGGCACAUCAACAACCAGCUGAAAACAGGUGGAACUUUACCAGUAACCUGUCACCCAACAUCAUCUACGACACCUGUGCAACCAGAGCUGAGAAUCAGCAAAGGCCCAGUUCUGUCCUUCAGAUCACAGAAACGCAGAGCAGAGCAAUGCAGCGCCGGUGACAACUACACACGUGAAAGAUUUCGACCCAGCGCCACACGAGACUUGGAAAAAGAGAAGCGCAGACUGCAGAACAUCUUCGCUACAGGCCAAGAGGAGACGCCGCCCUUGCCGUCCCGCACGAGGCCUGCUAACAGAACGGAGGACACUGAGACAGACAGGUUCCAGGAAAUUCUGAAUGAGAUCGAAGAGAGAAGGCAGUUUUUGGAGGAUAUGAAUGCUCUUGGAAAAGGAAACCAGUACCAUCACAUUAUUAACAGUGAGAUAUCUCAGAAAAUCCGAGAGCUGGAGGUGAUUGACAGGGUGCGCAGCGAGGAACUAAAGAGGAUCGAGGGAAAAGUGCAGAAAGCUGAAGAGCAGCCGUGAAGAAACAAACAGUAUUCAUCAGUUAUCAGUACUGCCUAUUUAUUAAUCAUGGACUAUACAUGAUUUCAGGUCAUUGUUUUGUUUGCUUGAAUGAGAAACCAUUUUACUGAGACAUA
This is a messenger RNA of Silurus meridionalis, 879 nucleotides long. It is a transcript of the gene c1h22orf23, whose product is annotated as chromosome 1 C22orf23 homolog. Bases 95 to 763 code for a protein of 222 amino acids. The record is from RefSeq and is a predicted model, not a curated record. NCBI's taxonomy places the organism in Eukaryota, Metazoa, Chordata, Actinopteri, Siluriformes, Siluridae. The transcript has 8 exons.